Molecule: messenger RNA, 1333 nt
Organism: Oncorhynchus nerka (sockeye salmon)
Lineage: Eukaryota; Metazoa; Chordata; Actinopteri; Salmoniformes; Salmonidae
Product: heparan sulfate glucosamine 3-O-sulfotransferase 4-like
Exons: 2
Coding region: 539-1333 (264 amino acids)
Molecular function (GO): [heparan sulfate]-glucosamine 3-sulfotransferase activity
Source: RefSeq, a predicted model, not a curated record
ACUUCACAAAGUUAGCAGUGAGAGGUCCAAUGUGUGGCAGUUUUUUCACCCUUGUUGGGAAGAUCCACCGGAUUUGUAAUUGGCCGUCAGUGUGUCGGGAUGAAGACGUGCUUUGCACACUACUUCAAACACUUUGGCGUUCCCUUUUUUCUUACCAAGACUUCUUCCAUCACACUCUGCCCAUUUCAAACCAGGCUGCUGGUUUCAAACCAGGCUGCUCAUUUGGAAGGACGCCAGACCGCAGGCUUUCUAAUCUGCAAAUUCAGUCCAAUAAACGGUGACAUUGGCUGUCAGCGUUGGAAUAAGAAAUCGAUAGGCUACUCAAAAAAGGGACGCGAUAUUCUUUCGGAAUUUUAACGAUCUAUUUCCUGUAUCCUUAUAACCAUGCAAAUUGGGGGUAUGCUGGAGUGGUUCAACUACUCACAUUUUCAAAUGGAGCAAUGCUGAUAGUGACAGAUUAUUGUUGUUGAGUGUCCAUGCAAGUAUUGGGGUGGAAACAUGUCUGGCCACUUCUUUGAGAGGAUCACUGCUAUCAGAGAUGGCAUUUUGGUCCAGCACUUCGGUUUUUACCUCUAAAGUGCCCAGGAAAAUUUUAUUCAUGUUCACCCUCUCCCUUUCUGUCACCUACUUGUUCUAUAGCUUGAUGAGCUGUUACAACUCGUUACAGUUCCCCUUGCAAGAGAACUACGUGUACCAAGGGAGGCUGGUGACGGAGGAGACAACUUUCGUAACAUUAAGGGAGAAACUUUAUUCCACUUCACCCCAGGGCUAUUUGGACGAGGAGCUGAUAGAGGUUACUGCCGCCGCCGCCGAGCAAACGGUUGCAAUUUCCACUGUCAAAGAUAAUGUGGAGACCGAGCAAAGAACAUUGGAUUGGGUUAGGAAUCAGGCGGCUCCGACUAAAACUGCCGCGGUGUAUCAAUCUCCCGCUCUGGAGAGGGAGCACCAGGAAUUCAGCACCACGGACAACGAACUCAGGGUGAACUGCACCUCGGAUUAUGGGGUGAAAAAAUUACCCCAAGCUAUUAUAAUUGGGGUGAAGAAAGGAGGCACCAGGGCUCUGCUCGAAGCUUUGAGGGUCCAUCCCGAUAUCAGAGCCGUUGGGAAUGAGCCGCAUUUCUUCGACAGGAACUACGAGAAAGGGCUGGAUUGGUACAGCGUCAUGACAGUACCCUCAAAGUUCAUCACUAAGCUAAGGAUCCUGGGACUAAACACCUCCCACUGCAACUGGAUCCUGGACUUCCUGACGGGCCGCCCCCAGGUGGUGAGGGUUGGUCGCAACACAUCCGGCAUGCUGAUCCUCGACAAAGUCUAUUCCCCCUCAGGAAACUAA